Molecule: messenger RNA, 1075 nt
Organism: Orbicella faveolata
Lineage: Eukaryota; Metazoa; Cnidaria; Anthozoa; Scleractinia; Merulinidae
Source: RefSeq, a predicted model, not a curated record
GUGUAGUCCAGUCAUUCCAACAUGGCGGAUGAGAAGUCGACGUCCGGAAAUUGCACCAUUUGAUGUAAUUUCAGCCAUACAAUUUACAUUUAUGUGUUCUUUUCCAUUCACUUGGCCUAAACGGUGGUAAUAACGGUGUUUUGGAAAACGUCUGGCAGUCAUGUCAUCUUCAAGCCCUUCAAAACAAAGUGCAAAAAGCGCUGAAGAAAAUCUGGAACCGAUAUUCUUUUUCUCUCGUUCUAGAUUGCCCUAUUGCCAAUUUUCAAAUUUUUACGAGGUUGAUAUCGAGAUGCCGGAAGGUGUGUUUCCGUCAGUGGAACAUUAUUUCCAAGGCAUGAAGUUCAUUCCAGAAGACAGGGCACGGUUCAUGAAAGGUGGAGAAUUUGACAAGAAGAAGAACGAAACUUCAGCCAGAAAUGCUAAAGAAGAAAUCGCGAAAGGAAAACUUGCCAAGUCUGCCGGUUCAAAAUCUGGUUCUGCAAAGUACAAGUUGACUUUAGCUGCUGACGGUUUAGACCAAGGGGUGGCAAAGCAUAGGAUGAAAAGAGCUUUGCAAAGAAAAUUCGAACAAGAGCCUUAUAGAAGCCUCCUUUUAGAAACUGUGGGCACACAGCUAAUCCACAUUCCAACUCGAGGUCAAACGGAUUUUUGGACUGGAAAAAAGGACAAGAAAACAGGUGAAAUUGUUGGAGAGAAUACCAUGGGAAAACUACUCAUGGAAGUCAGAGAUGCCAUUCUGGGUUCAACUUGCUGAUGGCAAUUAUUCAUGAAAUCCUAAGAGAGGCUGAGAUUUGGUGAAACUUUUACUGAGAGUGGAUCCUGGAACAACAUUGUUAGGAUAAUUAGAAAAAAAACAUAACAAAACAAAACAAAAAGAACCAAUCCACCCAUCCCGGAAAAAAACCAACAACAUAAGAAACACAACACUAAACCACUGAACAACAACAACAAAAAUAAAAUAGAAAAAGGUAUAUGUUCCGCUAUGAAAUAUCUAAAUCAGGCAUUGAAUUAAAAUCGAGGCCUCAUAAAUACACUGUAAUAAAAGAAAGUUACAAAUUAGAAGGAGUGACAUUUA